Messenger RNA from Spinacia oleracea (spinach), 1645 nucleotides. RefSeq names its product F-box protein PP2-B10-like. NCBI's taxonomy places the organism in Eukaryota, Viridiplantae, Streptophyta, Magnoliopsida, Caryophyllales, Amaranthaceae. The record is from RefSeq and is a predicted model, not a curated record. Bases 270 to 1271 code for a protein of 333 amino acids. The transcript has 3 exons. Gene Ontology annotation, molecular function: protein binding.
UUCAUAUAUUUUAAUAAAAUUGUGCGGUAAUUAACAUGAGUUAAGAUUCCCGAAGACGUUGAUCAGUACUUAACUACCUAAUUUGAUUAUAUAGAGAUUUAGAGAUAUUGUUAGAUAAGAUUAUACUUCGUAUUAGGUUGCAGUAAGUUUACAAAACAUGUAAGUUUCCUAAUUGUUAUAUAAUCUCAAAAGUAAUUAAUUUGUAUUCACCUCCUAUAAAACCAUCCACUAAUCACCUUAACAAAUAACAAAACUCAUUAUUGUCCAAAAUGGACGGGCUACCGGUAGAAUGUAUUGCAACCAUAAUUUCCUUGACAAAUCCUCGUGAUGCUUGCUGCUUUGCUUCCAUAUCUAGAACCUUUAAUUCUGCUGCUAAUUCCGAUCUUGUAUGGGACCGUUUUCUGCCGUCCGAUUACAGAAACAUACUCGCCCAAUUUGACGGUGGUGAUCAUCAUCAGUCACUAUUAGAUUCAUCUACCUCCAAGAAGCACCUCUAUAUGAAUCUCGUUGAUACUCCUCUCCUCAUCGACGGGGGUAUGAUGAUCUUUUGGGUGGAGAAAUCAACGGGUAAAAAAUGUUACACUAUUUCUGCAAUGAAGUUACAUAUACAUUGUUCUUCACGAUAUAACUGCCGAGUGGAGUCGAAUUAUGUGCCCAAGUCGAGGUUUUCCGAAGUAGUAAGGGUUAUGAAUGUUCAGCGGAUAAAUGAAUUGGGAGAGAGAAUAAGAACGUCCAUGUUAUCUCCAAACACAAAAUACACCGUUUACUUUGUCUUCCGGGUUGAAAAUUAUAGUUGGAACCCGAGAUUCCAAGAUCCGUUACGGGUUAAAGUUGAAAAAUUCAGUCCAUACGAAAUCAAAGCGGUGAGGGGGAAGGUGUAUGUUGACCGUCCUGAUCCCAAGCGUGCGGCUAUGUUGAAGAAAAACGUGGUGACGUGUUAUUCUUAUUUGGAUAAAAUGGGGGCAGAAGAAGAAGAAGAAGAUAGUGUAAAGCUUCCAGAGAAGCGGCGAGAUGGGUGGAUGGAGGUGGAAAUGGGGGAAGUAAUUAUUAACGAAGAAGAAGAAGAAGAAGAAGAAAAUUAUGUCUUGUUUUCAAUUUCGACUAAUCCAAUCUAUUCGAGGAAUGAAAGUCAUUUGGUUGUUCAAGGAAUUGAGAUUAGGCCGACUAAUCGCAGGUGUAACCAAAGUAAAAGUUCUGUCGGACAACGGUGGUUAUGCGACACUAAUUUACUACUCUCUUACAUGCUAGACAAAAUAGGAAACUUUUUCUAAUUGGUUCAGAAAUGUUUAUUGUACGUACCAUUUUGACAUUUACCGUACAAUGAUGGUAGGGUAAUUUUUCUGAUAGAAAAGAAGCAAUCAAAUUUAUUAUAGAGGAGUCUUUAUGUCGCGUUACUGAGGGCCUCGUUUCAAAAAAAAUAUGUCGUGUCUAGGGGCUUUACCUGGACUAACUAAUAAAAGGCCUAGAGCCAAAAGUGAUUAUAGAAACCAAUCACGUUCACAGAAAAAAAAAAAAAAAAAAAAAUCGUAUUCAUCUAGAAGAAAAAUAAAAAUUGUGUUUUCAUUAUGGUAUUAAAGAACGACAAUUACUUAAAUACGUUCACAUCGCCAAAAAAGCCAAAGGGUGAACAGAUCAGGUUUUACUA